CUGAGAGUCGGUCAAACAGAGCGGUUUCAGUUUGCCAGAAACCACACGGAGUUUUGUUCAGGGGAUUCAGUUUUUGGUGUUAAAAUACAGCAGCAGUUGUGAUGAAACGCGAUCAAAUGGUGCAGAGAAGCGGGGAUACAGCCUGACAGAGCCUGCAGGUUCCACCAGAUUCCUGUGGAUCCACCUCAGUCCAUAUCUCUACACCGUAAUCCAAAUGGAUUUUCACUUUGAGAGGAUGAGUAACCUUGACCUACACCCGCUGAGUCUUCCGGUCAGUCGACUGUCUCCGGCCAAGUCCAGCAGCAGUAUUGAUCAGUAUACCCACCACCACCAUAGCAAAGGAGACUCUGCCUAUAGCUCGUUUUCGGGUGGCUCCACAGUCCCUGAUUAUCCUUCUCCUUUUCUACUGGAUGAACUCCAGUCACAAAGCUUGCACUACAAUGAUCUGAAGCAUGUAAAAGCUAAAUAUAGCCCCACCGCUCUUGACUCGGAUUCCAAGAGUAUGGACCAGCUGUACCGUUCAAUGGAGAUUGUUUCCAAACCUCAUUGGAGCAGUAGUGGCUUCCCUAAAAUUGAAGAUCCACCACAUCCCUUACUACCACCACCACCUCCACCACCACCUGCUCGUCUGAACAGUUUUGUAGCAACCAGAAACCUUGAAAACUUAAGGACACGUCAAAGUCCAGAAGGACAGCAUGCUGACAUUUCUACUUUACAGCAGGCGAGUAGUCCAGAGGUUUAUAGUGUCCAGGCUGACACACUUUCACAGCUUAAUGAUCACCUUGAUCAUGGGGACAAGAUGCUUGAUGCACCGAACCAUACAGGAAUUUUAAACAGAUCAUCCCUGCAAACCUGUCAACCAGAUCCCUUGCAGCGCUCCAGGAAUGGCCAUUCGGAAACCCAACGGAAACGGUCACAUUCAGCUUAUUGUGCACCAGUUUCUGAGCAUCAAAGCUCUUGCAAUAUGCCACAAAACAUGAUCAGUGGGAGCAUUCAGCACAAAGGACAGUUUUACUUUGUUACUGGCGUCUUCAAGUCUUCAGAGCCAAGCAUCGAGCAAGAUGAUGGUGCAGAUUUGGAAACCUCCACCGAGUGGUUUUAUAAGGCUCAGCGGAGAAGGCAGAGCUGUCCGGAUGGUCCGAGUGGUAAACUCUUUUUCCAAGAGGAACACAAAUUUAGCAUUCAAAAUGAAGAUGUGGAGCAUCUUAAUGACCAGGCGUUUUUUAGGCCAGAGCAGACUUGUGAAAGUGUAGAGGACCAGAAAGCCAUGAGUAGAGAAACUGGCAGGCAUCACUCCACUAGCCAUCCUAUCUUCUACUGUGGUCCUGAGGACAGUUCAGCUGGUGUAAUAAUGACCCCUGCUCUAAUUAAGGAAGACCAUCUUAAGAUUGAAGAAAGAUUGGCAAGAGUUUCGAGGUGGCCUCAAUUGGAUAUUCCAAGUGACAAGAUCAGCAAAGAGACGACUCCGCUUUUGUAUCACCUCACAGGAGCGAACAGGGCAUCCCAUGCAGACAAACAGUUCAAAAACAAUAAUGAUACUGGUGUAGAGCUCAAGAAUCCAGAAUGUGUUAAAGAUGAACCGAAAGCCGUCUAUGAUGGGCAAACCUCUCCCAGCAGUGAAAAGUCUAAAGAAGAGCAACCAAAUGAGUUUUUCUACCAAUGCGCAACACUAGAUGACUCCUACAAAAAAUAUUACAAGGAGAAACUGAAAGAUGUCCAGUCCAAGGUUUUAAGGGAGACCUCAUUUAAAAGAAGAGACUUGCAACUUUCUCUUUCCCACAGAGUUAAGCAGUGGACAGACAAAAAACUUUCUGUCGUACCUUCAACCCCUUCAACACUAGAUCUACGACCCAACUUGGACAUCCACCCCACCCCACAAAAGCCUCAAGAUACAGACCAGGAGAACACUGGACAGGAGAUUGAAAAGGAAACCGUAAAACCCAAGAAGCCACAGAAUAUUGCUCAACCGCAGGUACCUCGGGUGGGGAGCAGGAAACGUUUGACAGCAGAUCAGAAAAAACUCUCCCACUCUGAGCCAGAGAAGCUACACCAGCUUGCAGAUGGACCAUCUCAUACGACCUGCCGCUCUCUUGGAAAUGAAUCUGAAGGUCUUCUCUCAGAGGCUGAUCACGGUUUGGUGGCUUCACGGCGGAAGAUGUUUGAAACACGAGGCCGUGCUAUGUCUGCUUCUAACUUUUCAAAAUCAUCUCUGAAGCACCUUCAGCAUAAAGCUUUAGUAGCAUACAUGGAGCGUAAAACUGGUCAAAAGGUUGCUGAACCUCAGCAUCCAAUUCCACAAGAGCCCACCCACUGGGAUUACACUGUAGAGGGACAGUCUGAAAGGAUUGCCCAACACAAUUCUGGCUCCAAGAAGCUCCAAAGACCUCUUUCUGCAGGUCAGAUUCUUGACUCUGUGUCCAGUUCUGUUAAAUACAGCCAGUUCAUCACUGAUCAGUCCAGCGUUCAUUCAAGGCAAUCCAGCUGGAGAGAGAAGACUCCUGCCACAGGGAAAUCUGCCUCCGUGGAGAGUCUCUUGGACCAGCCUGAACAACCAAAGCUCCCACGGUCUCGCAGCACCUCGAUUCCCCAUGCUUUCCAGAUUCAAAAGCAUCCGGAUGAGCUCUCGACCAUAAAUAACAAGGCUAUGUCAAGCGCUCAAAGAAAAGUAGAAGGUAAAGCCAUCCGUCAGAGUUAUCCUGCAUCAGUUCCUGAUGAGCGACGCUUUCAAGUCAGAGCUUCAAGAGGAAAGUCUAUGGAGGAACUCGGCGCGUCUGCCGUCACGAAACCGGCAGCUCUCAGCAAAAGCUCAGAGCAACUCGACCAGCAUUUGGGACACAAGAGAACUGUUUCAUUCCUUGCUGAAGGAAGACGUGCACACAGGAACAUUCACAGCAGUACAGAAAACACUCAGGCAGGUCCUGAGAAUCCAUGGUUAACCAGUACUAUAAAGCACGAAUCCUCCAAUGAUGAUGAACGCCAUGUGGUUUCACACACUACACAUAAACAUGUGGAUUACAGCAUUGUGUCUGUGCCCAGUCCCUUAUCUGAACACGGUGGAAUAAAGCUGGAUAUCAGAAAAGAGCAAGAUUGUUUUCCUCAAGAUGAGAAUGAAGCCUCUGUCGUGUCCAAUGAAGAAGUUUCUCUCAGUCAUGGAGUCACUACAGAUCCCAGUCUGUGGAUUUCUGCCAUCGAGAUAAGUGAGGAAGAGCCAAAAAUCUGUCCGUCUACUGAAACUACAACAUUUGGUGAACCUCAAAAUCCACCGCCUGCCUCAUCUGCUGAAAACCACGAACCCACAUCCAUCCCAAAUCAUGCUGAAAUCCAGGAGGUUUUGGAGUCUGUAGGGGAACCUGAGGAAGACGAUGUGAAAAGUGAUGAAGAUGACCCUAAAAACAACACUGAAGGGAAUUUGCUGGAGUGGGAGGUUCUGGUUCAGGAAGUGGUCUCAGCCGACCAAUCGUUAGCUCGCACGCUUUUUCCGGUAGCCAAUAGGAAGACGGCACUGAUGCUGAUGGAGCAGCUGCUGUCUGAGGAUACUCUUCUGAUGGAGGAGCACUACAAGAACAAACACCAGCAGAUGCUUCACAACCCAGAGAAGGACACACACUGCUCUGAGAUGCCUGUUGGUGAUGAUCUACCAAAACAUCUGUCAUCUGUGAACAAAAACUCUGCUAUCAAAUACCAAAAAGAUGUACAGUGCAACACUGAAAUGGAUAUCGUCAGUAAAAAGAAGCAGCUCAUGGCGCAUAUAAAGCAUCAGUUGAAGAGUCUGGAGGACGUGCGCUCUGCCGUCCAGGCUGAGGAGAAGGCGAACGGUGCACGCGGAGAGGCCGUACAGGCGCUGGUAGGACUCUGCUGCAUCCCAGCCGAGCUGGAGCGAUACACACAGUUCAUAGGAGACCUGGAGCGAGUGCUGAGUCUGCUGCUGUGCCUGUCCGCCCGGCUGGCCCGCGUACAAAAUGCCCUCAGCACUGUGGACGACAGCAUUGACGCCGAGGAGAAACAAUCUCUGGACAGCCGCUACCGUCUCCUGUGCAAACAGCGGGACGACGCCAAAGACUUGAAGGAUAACCUCGACCGGCGGGAGCGCCUGGUGUCCGGCAUCCUCUGCAAACAGCUGACGGACACACAGAUGCAGGAGUACCGGCGCUUCAUCCAGACCAAAGCCUCGCUCCUCAUCCGACUCAAAGACCUGGACGAGAAGCAGCGUCUGGGAGAAGAGCAGCUGGAGGCUUUACUCUGCAGUUUACCUCUGUGAGGAUGAAGGUGCCCGAGAUAAACAGACUUCACUCCGCCUUCAUAUUUGGGUGUUAUUUUAUUUUGAUGGUCCCAUAUUUGGACAUCCAAUAAUCAAUCUUAAAACCUUUUUGUUUAUAUUCACGUUUUUUUAUUGCAAAAAGAGACAUUUCACAGCAGCUGUUUUUACAGCAAAUUCUCCAAAUUAAAUUCCCUAAUCAGGGAAAGAAAACUAAAGCAGCACAUCCUUUUACAUCA
This is a messenger RNA of Danio rerio (zebrafish), 4494 nucleotides long. NCBI's taxonomy places the organism in Eukaryota, Metazoa, Chordata, Actinopteri, Cypriniformes, Danionidae. The record is from RefSeq and is a predicted model, not a curated record.